GAAUUCUCCCCUUUUUUGCUUGGGUGUCCCCCUUGAAUAAUCAAAUCCAUCCCAAUCUGUUUAGUGUGUGUGUGUUAGGUAAAAGUGCAGUGUGCAUGUGCUUUUGGAUGAGUGUGUGUAUAGUGAGCUUGUGAUUCAUUCUUCAGGUUGUUGACCUCCUCUGCCAAACUGGAAAAAGCUGGCCAGGGGCCAAUUAGCAGAAUAGCAAACUUGCUAGUUAGUCUUACUUGGCACAGGGGGGUUUAAGCACAGUCCCCUCAGGCACGUGAGCUGCAGAAAGCUAAAGUUCAUUGUGUGUACUGUCACUACAAUAUGAGCAUAGGGCACCAGCAGCUUAUUCAACAGCACCUACAAGGGACAACAGAGAGUAAUCAGGGAAUGUCUGAAGGUAGUGUCAAUCAGCUAACAACCCAUGUCCUGAACAUUGCAGAAGGGAUCCCUGCUAAGGGGCUAACAAUGACCCUGUUAAGGCAUGAUUCCACUCAAGGGAAAUGGGUGCAAAUGAGUAGAAGUGUCACCAAUGAAGAUGGUCGCUGCCCAGGCCUGUUGCGUGGGGAGGCCCUUUGUGCAGGCACUUACCAACUGCGUUUUGAUACUGGGGACUACUGGAAGCAAAUGCACAAGGAGACCUUUUACCCUUAUGUUGAGAUCGUAUUUACAAUCACAGACCUGAAGCAGAAAUACCACGUGCCUCUGCUGCUCAGUCCAUUUUCGUACACCACCUACAGGGGCAGUUAAGCAGCUACGUCUCCCAUGAUGCCUUGCACAUAUUUCAGUAUUAACCCACAUUAAGCCAAAAUAACUCCAAAUAUUUUUGAGCUAUAUUUCUUCAAAUAAAAUACAAGUUUUCUACUGCUUUGUGCAUCCAA
This is a messenger RNA of Xenopus laevis (African clawed frog), 869 nucleotides long. RefSeq names its product urate (5-hydroxyiso-) hydrolase S homeolog (gene urah.S). The transcript has 4 exons. The coding region runs from base 313 to 738 and encodes 141 amino acids. Gene Ontology annotation, molecular function: hydroxyisourate hydrolase activity. Gene Ontology annotation, cellular component: peroxisome. The record is from RefSeq and is a predicted model, not a curated record. Gene Ontology annotation, biological process: purine nucleobase metabolic process. NCBI's taxonomy places the organism in Eukaryota, Metazoa, Chordata, Amphibia, Anura, Pipidae.